Pelobates cultripes (western spadefoot toad) is the source of this 255-nucleotide messenger RNA. The record is from the annotation of a GenBank genome assembly. NCBI's taxonomy places the organism in Eukaryota, Metazoa, Chordata, Amphibia, Anura, Pelobatidae.
AUGCCCUUCUUCCGGCCCCCAAAGACCGGGAAGGCUAAGCGCAAAAUCAAGGCCUACUACCAGCCGACCCUCCGCUCCCUGGAGACAUUCCUUGGAGGCUACCGGGGAUAUAACGAAACAAGAGCCGAGGGGGAGAACACCGCAGCAUCUGCGGAAACCCCUACGACAAUGAAACACCACACACAGAGAGGCCAGCAGAGUAAACGCAGUGGAGGAGAGUGUAGUGACAAUAAACAACGAAAUAACUCAGCUUAA